Messenger RNA from Colletotrichum karsti, 3519 nucleotides. RefSeq lists its product as uncharacterized. NCBI's taxonomy places the organism in Eukaryota, Fungi, Ascomycota, Sordariomycetes, Glomerellales, Glomerellaceae. Bases 1 to 3519 code for a protein of 1172 amino acids. The record is from RefSeq and is a predicted model, not a curated record. The transcript has 4 exons. Gene Ontology annotation, molecular function: S-adenosylmethionine-dependent methyltransferase activity.
AUGAAGCUUUUACUUCUUUUGGUGACUGUCGUCACUGUCUUCACCUCCAGCUUCGGUGUAGUUGCAACCGUUGAUUCGUUCACGAUCACUUCCCAACACCCUCCAAUUAUCAUCCUGUCGUCUAAUGAAGCCAAAGCCGUCAAGCUCGCAGCGGCUUCUUUGGCAAAAGACAUCACUCUCGUCCUUGGCGCAAACACAACCCUGAUCUACGAUACUCUCCCCCAAAACACAACUUCACCACUCAUCAUUGUUGGCACGCUCUCUCACUCCCAACUGAUCCCGGCAGAUGUCAUAACAACUUCCUCAAUCUCCGGGAAAUGGGAAUCCUACACCCACGAGCUCGUCACCCCUUCCGACCCGGGCACCUCCUCAGCACAAGCCCUAGCCAUCACGGGCUCCGACAGACGCGGCACAGUCUUCGGCAUCUACGCCCUCUCUGAACAAAUCGGUGUAUCGCCAUGGUCCUCCUGGGCCAACGUCCCUGUCGCGACAUCUCCCACACUUACCAUCUCACCCCUUCCCAGAAUUCAAGGGCCCCCCUCCGUGAAAUACAGAGGCAUCUUCAUCAACGACGAGGAACAGUGCCUGACCUCCUGGGCCAAAACUCGCUUCCCCCUCGCAGAUUCUGACCCUCGCCGCCCCUUCACCUCACCCUUCUACGCGCGCGUCUUUGAGCUCAUCCUACGCCUCAAGGCCAACUCCAUCUGGCCCGCCAUGAAGUACAGCAUGUUCUACCUAGACGACGCCAACGGCGAGCUUGCGGAUGACUUUGGCGUGGUUGUGGGCACGAGUCACCACGAGCCGAUGGCGCGCGCAUACGCGGAGCAGACGUAUCAACUCGACGGCCGCUGGGACUGGAGCCUGAACAAGGACAACAUCACGGAGUUUAUGCGUGUAGGGGCGGAGAGGACGAAAAGCUGGGAGACGUUGUACACUGUUGGGAUGCGCGGCGAGGGAGACCGCGAGUCGCCCACCCUGACCGCGCCGCAACUUGAGGAGAUCAUCUCCGUGCAGCAGGACAUCAUCGCCUUCACCCGUAACGGUUCCUCUGACGUGGGAGCCCCUCAAGUCUGGGCUCUAUAUAAAGAGGUCGGCAAGUACUACCAAGCAGGGCUUACUGCACCCGACGACGUGACCCUGCUCUGGACGGACGACAACUUCGGCAACCUCCUCCGCAUACCGUAUCCCAAUGAAACGUCCCGUGCUGGCGGGGCAGGCGUGUACUAUCACGUCAAUUAUGUCGGAGAGCCGAAGAUGUACGAAUGGAUUAACACGAUUCAGCUCGUCAAGACGUGGGAGCAGAUGCACCUGGCAUGGGAGGCCGGAGCGAGAGAGGUUUGGAUUGUCAACGUAGGGGAUAUCAAGCCGCUCGAAAUCCCCGCAACACACUUUCUAGACAUGGCUUACGACAUGUCCCUCCACAAAACCCCUUCAAGCACGACAUCCUGGCUCCGGACGUGGGCUUCCAAGACCUUCUCCGCCGAUGUCGCCGCGCCCAUAGCGGAAGUCCUCAACCGUUACGGCCGCCUCGUCAACCGCCGCAAGUACGAGACGCUCAAUAUGCCGCCUUUCGUAUACAGCACGAUCUAUCACGACGAGGCGACCAACGCCUUGGCCGAAUGGUCCUCGCUUGUAGCUUACACCCAGGCUGUCUACGACGGUCUCCCAGAAACAUCAAGGGCUGCUUUCUACGAAAUGAUCCUCCACCCUGUCACCGCGGGCAAGACGGUCAACGAAUUAUAUAUCAAAGCAGAGCUGGGGAAGUUAUACGCAGCUCAGCGCCGCACGAGCACCAACAAGCUUGCCGCGGAGGCGCGGGCGGCCUUUUCACGCGACGCGGAGAUUACGGCUGAGUAUAACGCCCUGAACGGCGGAGAAUGGAGCGGAAUGAUGUGCCAGGUCCACAUCGGGUACACGAGGUGGUAUGAGCAGGGCCGGGAUAUCAUGCCUACGUUAUCAUACGUGAGUGACGGCGACGUGGCGGGGCUGGGAAUUAUGGGUGUAGCGGCGCAGGGCGAGGUGGGCGAUCCGGAGAGUACGGAGCUGAGCUUGUUGCCGAUGGACCCGUACAUGCCGCCCGGGGAGAGACGGUGGAUUGAUGUGUUUACGAGGGCCAACGGGACGUUCGCCUACAGCGUGCAUGCGAACGCUUCAUGGGUGUCGGUGAGUGAAUCUACGGGGGUGUUGUCAGCGAGCAAUCACUCGGAUGCGCGAGCUGUCAUCGAGGUCGACUGGAAAGCAGCACCGACAGGGCAUAGCAUCAUCUCUCUCACCAUUCGAAAGACCGACGGAAACGACACUGAGGUGACAGCACUGCUCCCUCUACGCAAUCCUUCCGUCCCGGAGGGCAGUCUGAAGGGACGGUUUCUAGAGUCGAAUGGAAUCGUCUCGAUGGAGGCGGCCCACUUCACCCAUGCUGAGACCAAGAAUGGGGUGUCGUACGUCGAGAUCCCGUACUACGGCAAGACGCUUUCGGGGAUCACACCAUGGCCUGUAACGAUUCCCUCGCUCUCCCAGGAGACAGCACCAAGGUUGGCGUAUGACUUCUACACCUUCUCAGACCACGACAAUGCUAGCGUACGGGUGUAUCUAGGCGGCUCGCGUAACUUCGACGGCACAAGGCCGCUGAAAUAUGCUUUUGCAGUCGACGAUGGGGAGGUGGUCACGGUCCAACCUGUCGGGGACAGCCCGUUGGGAUCCAACCCCGAAGGAUGGGCUGAUUCGGUGAUUACUGCGGCCAUGACGGAUUCCGACGAGCUCGCAAGAGGCUACACCCUCGUCAACGACACGCAACACAACGCGGGGCUGUUUCUCCUCAAAAGACUAGAUGUAACACCGGGCAUGCGCGUUCUUGACGUCGGAUGCGGACCCGGCGACCUGACAGCCCACAUUGCGAACAUCGUCGGGCCUGAUGGAAAAGUCACCGGCGUCGACCCAAGCAAGGAACGCAUCUCCCUCGCGCAAAAGAAGACGAGUCCGAACUUGUCCUUUCACGAGGGCAAAGCCGAGGACCUGUCGCGGUUCCCCUCGGGUAGCUUCGACAUUGUCUUCGUGAACUCCACCUUCCACUGGGUGCAGGACCAGCCCGCGGCAGUCGCGGAGUUCGCGCGCGUCCUGAGACCGGGGGGCCGACUCGGUAUGUCUGGCGGUUCCGGCGACUUCGUUGCGGCACACGAAAAGAUCAAGAAGGAAGUGUUGUCGAGAGAACCCUACAAGAACUUCCCAGUGUCGAACGGACCAAAAUUCAUCAAACGGGGGGAUUUGGAACGUCUUUUAGAGGAUGCUGGGUUUCACGAGAAAGACUUCACCAUAAACAAGAUCGUGAAGAUCGCGAAAGACGGAGAUGCCAUGAUAAACUGGUUGGAUACGAGCUCAUCUGGAAAGACUUACGGUGGUGUUCCUCCGGAGUUACAGGCGAAGGUGCGGGAGGAGAUGCUACAGGAGUGGGAUAAGCUUACCACGAAGGAUGGGAUUCACAUGGACAUGGAACUGUUGGUGACUGUGGCAACUAGAAACUGA